GCCCGCUCCGCCGCCCGCCGCCCGCGCCGCUCGCCGCCGCAGCCCCCGGACCCGGCGGAUUAUGAGCCAUGAGGCGGCUGCGGCGCUGGGCGUUCGCGGCACUGCUGCUGCUGCUGCCGCUUCUCCCCCCGCCCGGUCUUGGGAUCCGGGGUCCUGCCGGAGCUCUGCGCUGGCGGGUCUCACCCCAGUUGGGAGUCUCAGAAGCCCCUGAGGUCACAGAGCCCAGCCGUCUCGUAGGGGAGAGCUCUGGGGGAGAGGUCCGAAAGCAGCAGUUGGACACCAGGGUCCGCCAGGAGCCACCGGGUGGCCCGCCUGCUCACCUGGCCCAGGUGAGUUUCGUCAUCCCAGCCUUCAACUCAGACUUCACUCUGGACCUGGAGCUGAACCAUCACCUCCUCUCCUCACAAUACGUGGAGCGCCAUUUCAGCCGGGAGGGGACAACCCAGCACAGCACCGGGGCGGGAGACCACUGCUACUACCAGGGGCAGCUCCGGGGGAACCCUCGCUCCUUUGCCGCUCUCUCCACCUGCCAGGGGCUGCAUGGGGUCUUCUCUGACGGGAACUUCACCUACGUCGUGGAGCCCCGAGAGAUGGCCAGGCCUCAGGAAGCCCCCCAGGGACCCCUUCCCCACCUCAUUUACCGGACCCCUCUCCUCCCAGCCCCCCUUGGAUGCAGAGAACCAGGCUGCCUGUUCACUGCCCCCGCCCAUUCUGCUCCUCCGAACCGGCCGAGGCUGAGAAGGAAAAGGCAGGUCCGCCGGGGCCACCCUACAGUGCACAGUGAGACCAAGUACGUGGAGCUGAUCGUGAUCAAUGACCACCAGCUGUUUGAGCAGAUGCGACAGUCGGUGGUCCUCACCAGCAACUUUGCCAAGUCCGUGGUGAACCUGGCAGAUGUGAUGUACAAGGAACAGCUCAAUACCCGCAUCGUGCUGGUUGCCAUGGAAACGUGGGCAGAUGGGGACAAGAUCCAGGUGCAGGAUGACCUCCUGGAGACCCUGGCCCGGCUCAUGGUCUACCGGCGGGAGGGCCUGCCUGAGCCCAGUGAUGCCACCCACCUCUUCUCGGGCAGGACUUUCCAGAGCACCAGUAGUGGGGCUGCCUACGUGGGGGGCAUCUGCUCACUGUCCAGGGGAGGGGGUGUGAAUGAGUAUGACAACAUGGGGGCCAUGGCAGUGACCCUGGCCCAGACGCUGGGGCAGAACCUGGGCAUGAUGUGGAAUAAACACCGGAGCUCAGCAGGGGACUGCAAGUGUCCGGACAACUGGCUGGGCUGCAUCAUGGAGGACACUGGGUUCUACCUGCCCCGCAAGUUCUCGCGCUGCAGCAUCGACGAGUACAACCAGUUUCUGCAGGAGGGCGGCGGGAGCUGCCUCUUCAACAAGCCCCUCAAGCUCCUGGACCCGCCUGAGUGCGGGAACGGCUUCGUGGAGGCGGGAGAGGAGUGCGACUGCGGCUCGGUGCAAGAGUGCAGCCGCGCGGGCGGGAACUGUUGCAAGAAAUGCACCCUCACUCAUGACGCCAUGUGCAGCGACGGGCUCUGCUGUCGCCGCUGCAAGUACGAGCCGCGGGGAGUGUCCUGUCGAGAGGCAGUGAACGAGUGCGACAUCGCGGAAACCUGCACCGGGGACUCGAGCCAGUGUCCCCCUAACCUGCACAAGCUGGACGGUUACUACUGUGAUCAUGAACAGGGCCGCUGCUACGGAGGUCGCUGCAAAACCCGGGACCAGCAGUGCCAAGCCCUUUGGGGCCAUGCGGCUGCUGAUCGAUUCUGCUAUGAGAAGCUGAACGUGGAGGGGACAGAGCGUGGGAACUGCGGGCGCAAGGGGUCAGGCUGGGUCCAGUGCAAUAAACAGGACGUGCUCUGUGGCUUCCUCCUCUGUGUCAACAUCUCUGGAGCUCCUCGGCUGGGGGACCUAGGAGGGGACAUCAGCAGUGUCACCUUCUACCACCAGGGCAAGGAGCUGGACUGCAGGGGUGGUCAUGUGCAGCUGGCUGAUGGCUCAGACCUGAGCUACGUGGAGGACGGCACAGCCUGUGGGCCCAACAUGCUGUGCCUGGAUCAUCGCUGCCUGCCAGCCUCUGCCUUCAACUUCAGCACCUGCCCUGGCAGCGGGGAACGCCGCAUCUGCUCCCACCAUGGGGUCUGCAGCAAUGAAGGGAAGUGCAUCUGUCAGCCAGACUGGACGGGCAAAGACUGCAGUAUCCACAACCCCCUGCCCACGUCUCCACCCACAGGGGAGACCGAGAGAUAUAAGGGUCCCAGCGGCACCAACAUCAUCAUUGGCUCCAUCGCCGGGGCUGUCCUGGUUGCAGCCAUCGUCCUAGGCGGCACGGGCUGGGGAUUUAAUGUCCAGGCCCCGGGCCCAUCUCUGGGGCAAGGAGUCUCCUGGGAGCCAGAAGGCCCCUGCCUGAGAGAAGGGGAAGGUCACAGAUGGCUCCUUUUCCUUUCUCUGCCUCUCCUCUCCUCGGCUCCUGAAGAAACAUCCGCCGAGGAAGGUACGACCCGACCCAGCAGGGGGCAGUGUGACGCCGGCCACGUCAUCCCUCCCGCUGUCCCUGUCUCCUCCAUCUCAUUCGUCACCUCGCAUUCUGUUAAUGGGGAGCUAGGGGGUGAUUCUCCUACCCGCACUGUCACUGCUGUCACUACCGGGGUGGGAGAACUCACUCUGGGAAGAAAGUUCUCAGCCGCCCUUGCCCCCUUCUCUAGCUGCGCAUCUCCUCAGGCCUGGUCCAUUUACUCCUACCCUGCCUAAGGCCAGAUCACCCUGGCCAGGUGGACCCUGGAGCUGUGCCCCCCACAGCCCCUGUCCCCUGGGAAGGGAGCCUACUUCUGUGUCCCAUCUGUUUUGUCUUCCAUGUCACCGCUGUCUGACCUCCUGCCAGAUCCCCUCCCUGGCCAGCCUGUGAUUUGCUGCCUCCAGGGCCCAGCCCUGACCUCCCAGGGCCCGGCUCAGGGGCUCUCCCCCUGGGCCCUGCCUCAAAGUCUCCCUCGAUGCCCCCUCUCCGUUCCAGGUCCGGAGGGGCCUAAGUGCCACCCCCCCUCCCUCCGAGCCUGGCACCCACCGUCUCCACCCUGAACCACGAGGCUGCCCCUGCCCAGCCACAGAGGGAGGCACCAUGCAAAUGUCUUCCGGGCCCAAGCCCUUCAACUCCUGGCCCCACAGGGGGUUGGGUUGGGGGGCGGGGGGGGGGGCGACUGUGGCCCUGCCCUUCACACCACCAGGGUGGACCAGGCCUGGAGGGCAUUUCCCUCAUGGUCCCCCACCCCACCUCAUGUGGCUUUGGCCUUGAACACCAACUCUCCCUGUGUGAAUGUAACUUCCAUCAUCACAGAUUGCCACAGCUCAAGUCGGGGGGGGGGGGGGGGGGGGGCUGCGGCUAGAGGGAUGCCCCAGUGGGGCAGGUGGCCACCAGCGGACAUGCCUGGGAUGGCCCCUCACAAAACCAGGCAGCUGGGACCAGGGUUUUCGCUCUCUGGGACUUAGGGGGAGGGGACCGACAUCUGCAUUUUUUUCUUACUGAAUCUUUAUGUGAUGAAUGUAACCAUGGGGGUGCUGGGGCCAGGGCACUUGUGGGGAUCUUUUGACAUUUGCAGGAGGGCCCAGAGGAACGGAGGCAUGGCCGUCCCCUGGGCCCUCCCCUGGGAUGAGCACCCUAGAACCCUCUCCCUGAACACAGACGUCCCCAAGCCAGACAGGGGCCAGGCAUCCCUGCUUGCCUCUUCCGCCCAGCCCUGCUGAGCUUGGAGAAAAGUCCGAGUGCUGAUUCAAACCAAAGCUGCCUGUUCCGUGCCCAAGGCCUGGGUCAUGGGCAUGGUGACCACGUGUCCCAGAUUGUCUUCAAUUCCAAAAUGACUGUCGUGCUGUCCCUACCAGGACGCAUGUAUUUGGGGGUCUAGAAAACAUAGUCCCUGAAAUAAAAUGGCACCUUCCCCCUUUCAAGAAGGGUGAUUCUGGGGCUGACUCAGGGUUUAGGUGCCCUCUGGCGUGCCUAGAGGUCCCAGGCUGGGCCAUCUUCCCAGGAAGGACUCUCCCAAGUAGGAAGGCCAGGAGUGGCCCAGUGCCUGGAGAGUUAGGGGCUCUGCCUGUGAUGUGCAAGAGGAGGUAGAAAAAGGCAGGUCUCAUGUAUGAUCCUCAGCUUCUAGAAAAGUCCUCAAGGCCCAGUCACACCAUUCCGCUCCUUACCCCAUUCCAGGGCCGAGUAGUAAGUUUACAGUUGUCCCCAUUACGUCCUCUGAUCCCCCUGCAGCCCAGCCUGAGAGCCAGGCUGAAUUCCUCAAUCCUCCCGCAGUCCUGUCCAUGGCCUUCCCUCCCUCAUGACCCUUGCUUGGGACAGGAGCCCUGGCUCCUCAACUGCUGAAAACCAGCUGCAGGGGCAAGAUGGGGGUCCAGCUACCUUAUGGAUGAAAGCCACAAAUGAACGGAGCCCCUCCCCUCAGAGAUACCCCACCAGCACUGAGCAGGGGUUUCUGAACACCCCAGGGCCUUUGAGCUGCCUGUUUCAGUCCCUCUGUUUCUGGGGCAUCUCUGAGGAAGAAUCAUGGAGGAAACAGCUCCCUGUUUAACUGUACCACCCCUCAGGGCAAACCAGGGGCUGAGACCCAUUGACACCCUUUUAGGUGGCCGGAUGCGGCUACAGUGGGGUCCUCAAUACUGAGCUCCAGCUGGCACUGCCCAACAAGCGGGGGUAGGUGGGCCACCCCUCUGGCCAGUCCUGCUCCACUGGUCCCACAGGCUGGGGCAGGGGCAGGAGGGUAAGGGCUGGGUUUUGCACUAUUGCUGCGAUAACCUUAAGGCAUCCUCUGGUGGUACACACGUGCACACAGGUGGCGAUGCAUCUGGCACAAGCACUUGGAUCCAAAUCAUACAAGUGUGAACAGUUCUGCACACGGGCACGUCUGUGUGCACGUACAUGGGGGUGGGAGUGAGGAUGUGGACAAUGCUAGACUUCCUGUGACCAGUCCACGUGGCUCCCAGCUGUCUGCAUCCUCCUGCCCCACCCUAGGAGUGCCCGCCCUGGCAGCGCCCAGGGAGGAGUGGAGGCUGCACUGGCCUGGGCCUGGAACUGGCUCCAUACAGCAUCCUGUAAAUAUGUCAUCUGGGGCUUGGGGUGGGAAGGCAGGGACAGGCGCAUCAAUUAAAGAUCAUGUCCUGGGGCUUCCAUGGAGCUCAAACCAA
Molecule: messenger RNA, 5180 nt
Organism: Equus caballus (horse)
Lineage: Eukaryota; Metazoa; Chordata; Mammalia; Perissodactyla; Equidae
Gene: ADAM11
Product: ADAM metallopeptidase domain 11
Biological process (GO): proteolysis
Molecular function (GO): metalloendopeptidase activity
Source: RefSeq, a predicted model, not a curated record